Messenger RNA from Procambarus clarkii (red swamp crayfish), 543 nucleotides. RefSeq names its product DNA ligase 1-like. Lineage: Eukaryota; Metazoa; Arthropoda; Malacostraca; Decapoda; Cambaridae. The record is from RefSeq and is a predicted model, not a curated record.
AUGGAGGACAAGAACAUGGAGGACAAGAACGUGGAGGACAAGAACGUGGAGGACAAGAACUUGGAGGACAAGAACUUGGAGGACAAGAACUUGGAGGACAAGAACUUGGAGGACAAGAACUUGGAGGACAAGAACUUGGAGGACAAGAACGUGGAGGACAAGAACGUGGAGGACAAGAACGUGGAGGACAAGAACUUGGAGGACAAGAACGUGGAGGACAAGAACUUGGAGGACAAGAACUUGGAGGACAAGAACUUGGAGGACAAGAACUUGGAGGACAAGAACUUGGAGGACAAGAACGUGGAGGACAAGAACUUGGAGGACAAGAACGUGGAGGACAAGAACGUGGAGGACAAGAACGUGGAGGACAAGAACGUGGAGGACAAGAACAUGGAGGACAAGAACGUGGAGGACAAGAACGUGGAGGACAAGAACAUGGAGGACAAGAACUUGGAGGACAAGAACAUGGAGGACAAGAACAUGGAGGACAAGGACAUGGAGGACAAGGACAUGGAGGACAAGAACAUGGAGGACAAGCAAUAA